This is a messenger RNA of Spirodela intermedia, 2402 nucleotides long. The record is from the annotation of a GenBank genome assembly. NCBI's taxonomy places the organism in Eukaryota, Viridiplantae, Streptophyta, Magnoliopsida, Alismatales, Araceae.
AUGGUUCAAGAAGAAUACAUUUCUUGUGCUGUUUACCCAUAAUGAUAACCAGUAAAGGCUGAAACGUAAACCUUUUCAUAGCUCUUUAAGGGCUCUCGUACACGUUUUCCAAGGCAAGAAGUGCUCAAUUUAACAAGACGAAGUAAUUGUUCCAUAUAUUCAGACGUUCAUUAUAGAAACUCACAAUGCUUUGGUAUAAUCUUCGACAUCCAACCUGAAUUUCUUUCAUGCUCAUCCCAACGUUUUACAUGUUACCCAAAUCUUAAAAAGCUAUUUAUUUCUUUACAUUAUGUGAUUUUUUGAGGUGCAUUAAAUAUACUUGUCACACUAAGAAGACAGAUGGAAUAACUUAUUGUGAUGAUAGUGCCGUCUUAACCAAAGAAUUGAAGUCAAGCUUUUGAUUUUCCACAAUAGAAUUGGGUUAUCCAGUGUGCUUGUUUCAUGUAGAACCCUUAUCGAGUACUGAAUUUCAGGACUGAGAUAAUUUACGAAUUUCUCCUAGUAGUCCUGAUUACAGUGUUAAUCCCAUCACAUUAGGAGAGGUAACCUUGCCAGGCGUUAGAAAAAAUGUCUGGCGAUUCGUACUAUCAACAAAAGAAUCUCUAUUAUGCCUGAUCUGUGUUCUCAUCAAUGCAUGACAGCGUAAAUUUUUUUAAUUAAAAGGUAAAUUUUUUUGACUAGAGAAUAUACUUGCGUAUUGAUUCAAAAUGUGAAUUCUAACUGUAUAACGCAUCUGGUCGUUUUUGCCACCCUAUCAUUUACUGUUACGGACUCUUUUAUCUGAGGUACUGUAUAGAAUGGUCGGGCAAUGAAACUGGCAUAGUAUUCCUUCUCCAUCGAUAUAUGUAUAAAAAACCAGAAAUAAUGCAAAGUCAUCACAUUUCAUAUCUGCGGUUGAAAUGGUGCGACAUCUCCAACUCUACCUGCCCUCAAUGACCGUCUCUGUUACUCCAUUUCCAGAAUAGUUUAGCACCUCAUGUGAUGCAGAGACAGUGCCUCGCUCGGCACUCCUGAAUACAACGAAGCCUGGCCUUCUGGAUUCAGGCAGGGGAAACGUUUCAUUGACAGCGUCAUUGUCACGUUGGCAAUUGAGUGUCUGUCCUCUGCCCGCUCUUGUACACAGUAGCGCGACUUGUAUGCAUCCAAAUACUUCAGACAUUGGACACAGACCAGUAUGUGCAUCAUCAAGUCGGUCUGCAUAGUUCCUGUUCUUCCAUAGUCCCCAUGCCUGAACAAAUGGGUGACAUCACACUACUUUAAGAAUUCGUCCCAAAAAAUUAGAAGAAUAUUAUGGGUGCGUCAACACAGUUGGUCAGCCUUCGACCUUGCUUCCCCAAGCCAAAAUACCGGCUUCUCAGGUCAUUUCAGCACAAAGUCAUUGAAGAAAAGUGGUGUGAAAAGGACUGUGAAUGAAUUUCCGACGAAACAUUAGGGCUUGAACAAAGAGGACCCCGUCCAUCUGUCAAAAGGAAGAGAAAGAUACCGAUUUGGGGGCUGGGAAGGGGGGGAGAGAGAGACAGAGAAAGAGUGACGAGCAAAGGGAAGAGAGGAGUCGCAUGGGCAAUUUUGGAACAGCCCCUUCGAACAGAAUGGCCACGAUUUCGCGCCCCCUGCCUCGGAAAAGAAACUGAUCGGUUUUGCUGAGAAUUUAUCUACACUUCGAUAAUCCCAGACAUGAUUUACGUAGAACAACUAAAUUAAAAAAGGUAACUAACUAUUGCUCAACAUUUAAUAGAAGACUUUCCAGUGGCUCAGUCGUAUACAGCCCUCGAUUUAGACUCUGAUUAUUUCCAAUACUAGAACCUCGAAGCUGAAGACAUCCGACUUCAUUGAGAUGGCCCCGUCGAUUGCAUAUUCUGCAGACAGCUGUCUACUAUUUAAUAGUGUUGGAGUUAAUCUCGCUGCCAUCAUCAUCACAAUCCAUGAAGGAGGAAGGCAUUCAACGGGAGUUCUGUUUUAUCUUACGUUUUUCCUUGUAUCUUUUUCUUUUGAACGUUUCAAUCUCAGCUGUUAUAACUCCAUAACGGAUGGCUGAGAUUGUGUUAGGAUAAUAGGCUUGCAAUAACUGUCAUAACAACGUUACUGCAUGAGGUGUUCAACUUGGUCCUAUAAGCGAAUCAGUUCGAUCACUGAUUGGCUAUGCCAAUUGAUUUCUCCAAUUUCUAAUUUAAUAGAUUUGGGCGUUUUUAUUUCUCCAUUCUUCUUGAGUUCUUGAGUUGUUACGAAGAGUCAUAAGGUUAGAUUCUUCAGUUGGUAUCAGAGCACUUGUGAUCCAACAUCAUCUGGACGACAAUGACACCAUAUAAGGGAGACUUGUCACAGGAUCUCGCGGUGACGAGAGGAUUGAAAGGGGUGAAGCAACCUAUGCAGAUAGGUACCUUUCCAAUCCUUGUGAGGCUUAA